AUUGACACAAAAGCAUAUCUACCUCCCGCCAAAUUCUCACCAAAACUCCAUAAACCCUAACUAAAUAGCUAACGAACUUCCUCCCUUCAAAUCCUCUCUUGAAUAAUGGAUUACUUCAUAAAAGGUGCCGAAGUCGAAAUCAGCAGCGAUGAGGACGGCUUUCGCGGCUCCUGGUUCGCCGGAACCGUUAUCCGGAAGUUAAAGAAUGAUAAAAUCUUGGUGGAGUACAAAACCCUGAUGCAGGACGACUUGAGAAAAAUCCCGCUGAGGGAAGAAAUCGACGUUGUGCAGCUUAGGCCGCCGGCACCCCGGGAGACUCACCGGGAGUUUAAGGUGAGCGAAGAAGUGGAUGUUUAUUUUAACGACGGAUGGUGGGAAGGCGUGAUCACGGGGGUUUCCAAAACUGGAAAGUUUGCGGUGUUCUUUAGGUCUAGUAGGGAGCUGUCGAAAUUUCAUCCGUCCAAGCUCCGGUUACACCGUGAAUGGGUGAACGGCACGUGGGUUCCUCCGUUGGAGAUUGAACCAAAAGAAGAUAAGAAAGUGUCCAUAUUACCAGCCAAACGGAAGCCUGGCAAAGAAACAGUACAGGAGAAAUUUAGCCGAGGGGCAACAGUUGAAGUUCGAAUAGAUGAAGACGGUUUUCAAGGUGCUUGGAUUCCUGCAACUGUCAUCAAACGAUUUGAUGAGGACAAAUACCUGAUUCAGUAUCGGAGUCUGAGAAACGAAGAAGACACAGAAUUCUUGAAAGAGGAGGUUGCUAGUAUAAACAUACGACCACAUCCACCGGAAACUGCUUUGGUCGACUGUUUCAAAGUGAAUGACAAAGUAGACGCUCUUUUCAAUGAUUGUUGGUGGGAAGGAGUAAUAUCCAGAGUUCUUAGGGAGAAAAAGUAUAUAAUCUAUUUUCCGGGGACUGAAGAUGCUGUGAAGUUUAAGCACUCUGACCUGAGGCAGCACCAGGAGUGGAUUGAUGGCAAGUGGGCCAUUCCUUCCUAGGCUCUGAAUUUCUGACUAUCUGGCGGAGCAAGACGACAUCCUGCCUGUGUGAUUUUUCGUCUUCAAACAAAUAUCGUGUAUAUGUAUUCAGUUGCAUGAUUCAUAUAUUCAGAUAUUCUUGCUUAUUUUUACUAUCCUCUGAAGUCUGAAUGAGGACACUAGAGAUGAAGGACCUGCCUAUUUGC
Molecule: messenger RNA, 1181 nt
Organism: Coffea arabica (coffee)
Lineage: Eukaryota; Viridiplantae; Streptophyta; Magnoliopsida; Gentianales; Rubiaceae
Product: protein AGENET DOMAIN (AGD)-CONTAINING P1
Source: RefSeq, a predicted model, not a curated record